Seminavis robusta is the source of this 420-nucleotide messenger RNA. The record is from the annotation of a GenBank genome assembly. Lineage: Eukaryota; Bacillariophyta; Bacillariophyceae; Naviculales; Naviculaceae.
AUGACUACCACCAAUGAUAUCCCAACUAUGCAUAUCAACGACGACGACAGUCAUGUGGAUCAAAGCUGUCAGGCCAAGGCCAUGAAAUGUAAUUGCGACAUUGAAAUCAUCGAGUUCAUAAUUGAAUCCUUCUUUUGCAUGUUUCCAGUGGACGACUGUUACUGUCCUUGCCAUCAAGUGGGGGACGAUGAUUCCUGUGUAUCAUGUACGUGUUCUACACCCUCCUGUUCCUGUAUCCCUUGUGAUGACAACUCCGAUUGCCAAGCUGGUUGCAAGUCUUUUAACGCGGAGCUUCCCAAAAGAGUCUCCUUCCAUCCAACAAAUGACGAAUACAAGAACGAAGAGGAUGAAGAUGACGGCGUCCUCGACUAUGGACUGAGAUCGAUGAAUUUUGUCUGUUUCCAACAACGUGCUCAGUAG